CCAGCCAGAGGGAGACGUUAACACCUCCAGUCAGGAUGAGUUCCCUGACCUCUGACCCUAACCAGACAGACGUCAACACCAUCAUCCGACCCCCUUACUUCUUCAUCAGUGGUUUCAGAGCCAUCCCCGACAUGAACUACUACUACAUCUUCCUCUGUUUUGUUUACAUCAUCUCUCUGGUGGGCAACAUCUUCGUCAUGACUGGCAUCUACGUGGACCGCAGUCUCCACAGCCCCAAGUACAUCGCUGUGUUCAACCUGGCCUUCACAGACGUGUGUGAAAGCACGGCCCUGGUUCCCAAGCUGCUGGACAUGUUUCUGUUCAGCAGACAGCUCAUCUCCUACGACCAGUGUCUCACGAGCCUCUUCUUCGUCUUCCUCUUCAUCACCAUGCAGUCCUUCAACCUCACCAUCCUCUCCUAUGACAGACUGGUGGCCAUCUGCUAUCCGCUCAGGUACCACAUGAUGAUCACACACAGGUCCAUGCUCCAGCUGACGGGGGCCGCCUGGGCGUUUUCUGUGUUGAUGGUGUUGAUCUCUGUGUGUCUCAUCACCCGGCUCUCUUUCUGUAGGUCUCUGGUGAUCAACAGCUACUUCUGUGACCACGGUCCCCUGUUCCGUCUGGCAGCCCCCUGUUCUAAUGUGGUCCCUAACAUAGCGAUGAGCGAAAUCAACCCCUGUAUAGUUCUCUAUCUCCCAAUGAUCUUCAUCAUAUCAUCAUACAUCUGUAUAACACACGCCCUGUUCACCAUCACACUGCCCCAGGACAGACUCAGAGCCAUUAAGACAUGUACCUCACACCUAAUACUGGUGGCCAUAUUCUACCUGCCCAUUAUUUUCACGUACUCUCUCUACACCAUCAUACCAACCAACGCCCGGAUCAUCAACCUCUCCCUAACCUCGAUACUGCCACCAAUGCUCAAUCCCAUCAUAUACGUUCUGAAGACGGAGGAGUUUAAGGUAUCAGCCAAGAAGAUGCUCAGAAGAGGGGCCCAAAGAGCUGUGACGCAGGUCAAACCAAUUAUCACCAGCCAGAGGGAGACGUUAACACCUCCAAUCAGGAUGAGUUCCCUGACCUCUGACCCUAACCAGACAGACGUCAACACCAUCAUCCGACCCCCUUACUUCUUCAUCAGUGGUUUCAGAGCCAUCCCCGACAUGAACUACUACUACAUCUUCCUCUGUUUUGUUUACAUCAUCUCUCUGACAUGUGCCUGGGAGCCUGCCCUGCUCCCCGUUCCCCUGAACCUCACAGACAUGUGCCUGGGAGCCUGCCCUGCUCCCCGUUCCCCUGAACCUCACAGACAUGUGCCUGGGAGCCUGCCCUGCUCCCCGAUCUCUGUUACCCCCAAGUACAUCGCUGUGUUCAACCUGGCCUUCACAGACGUGUGUGAAAGCACGGCCCUGGUUCCCAAGCUGCUGGACAUGUUUCUGUUCAGCAGACAGCUCAUCUCCUACGACCAGUGUCUCACGAGCCUCUUCUUCGUCUUCCUCUUCAUCACCAUGCAGUCCUUCAACCUCACCAUCCUCUCCUAUGACAGACUGGUGGCCAUCUGCUGCCCGCUCAGGUACCACAUGAUGAUCACACACAGGUCCAUGCUCCAGCUGACGGGGGCCGCCUGGGCGUUUUCUGUGUUGAUGGUGUUGAUCUCUGUGUGUCUCAUCACCCGGCUCUCUUUCUGUAGGUCUCUGGUGAUCAACAGCUACUUCUGUGACCAUGGUCCCCUGUUCCGUCUGGCGGUCCCCUGUUCUAAUGUGGUCCCCAAUCAGAUGAUGGCGUAUCUCAACCCCUGUAUAGUUCUCUAUCUCCCAAUGAUCUUCAUCAUAUCAUCAUACAUCUGUAUAACACACGCCCUGUUCACUAUCACACUGCCCCAGGACAGCAUGGCUCACGAGCAGUCAGUCCUUGUCUCUUCCAAUGCCACAUUCGUCCGUCCGUCAUAUUUCUACAUUAAUGGUUUUGAGAACAUCCCUCACAUCAAAUACUACUAUGUGUUCCUGGGUCUGGUCUACGCCGUGACAGUCCUGGCUAACUCCUUCAUCAUGACAGUUAUCUACCUGGCCAGGAACCUCCACACGGCCAAGUACGUCGUAGUCUUCAACCUGGCUGCGACAGACCUGUGUGGGAGCACGGCUCUCAUCCCUAAGCUCAUAGAGACUUUUCUGUUUGAGAAGCAGUACAUCUCCUACGAGGCCUGUCUCAGCAGCAUGUUCUUUGUCUAUGUCUUCAUGACUAUGCAGUCUCUCUCUCUCCUCACCCUGGCCUACGACAGGUUCGUUGCCAUCGUCUUUCCUCUCAGGUACCAUGUUAUUGUGACCAGAACGGCCAUGGUGGUGAUCCUAGUAAUACUGUGGCUGUUCACACUGGCUUUGAUAUCCUUCACUGUUAGCCUCAUAACUCGCCUCUCCUUCUGUGGCUCUCUGGCGAUAAAGAGCUUCUUCUGCGACCACGGCCCAACUUAUGCACUGUCCUGCAACAACAACUCUCUCAACAACAUCAUGGCUUGGGUCUGUUUCCUGGUGGUAAUGUGUGUCCCCAUCGUACUGAUAGUCCUCACGUAUUUCUGCAUUGCCAUCGCGUUGAUCAGGAUUGCCACGGGGGAGGAGAGGGGUAAAGCCAUGAGAACAUGCACCUCUCACCUAAUUCUGGUGGCCAUCUUCUAUCUGCCCAUGGUGGGUAAUAACAUAGCUGCAGUAGUCAGCUACAUACAUCCUAAUGCCAGGAUUAUCAACAACUCAUUGACCCAGACCUUGCCUUCUAUGUUGAACCCCAUCAUAUACUCACUGAGGACAGAGGAGGUCAUGGAGGCCAUCAGAAAACUAUACAAACGGAGCACUGGGAAACUGAACACAAUAAGUUGACC
This is a messenger RNA of Oncorhynchus gorbuscha (pink salmon), 2863 nucleotides long. RefSeq lists its product as uncharacterized. The record is from RefSeq and is a predicted model, not a curated record. Gene Ontology annotation, molecular function: G protein-coupled receptor activity; olfactory receptor activity. Bases 36 to 2861 code for a protein of 941 amino acids. The transcript has 14 exons. Gene Ontology annotation, cellular component: membrane. Gene Ontology annotation, biological process: G protein-coupled receptor signaling pathway. Lineage: Eukaryota; Metazoa; Chordata; Actinopteri; Salmoniformes; Salmonidae.